AAUUCCAUGAGAAUAAAAUAAACCUUUUCCAAGAUGCGUUUGCAGAGGGUUUGGUGGCCUGAACUCUGGCUCAUUCUGCUCUGGAUACUCUGCCUGCUUAGAGCUCCAUUCACAGGUGCCAGUGAAGCAGUGAGAUGUGAGAGAGUUCCUGCAGCAGCCUUAGGUGAAGAUGUGACCCUGAAAUGUAACUUUAUACCCUCUUUCGAUGUUUUACAAGUCACCUGGCAGAAGUUGGAAGGCUCUUCAUUCAAAAACAUAGCUACCUACAGCAAGGCACAUGGAACUAAAUCCAUAGGGCCUUUCAAUAAGAGAGUUUCUUUCAAUGAUACAAGUCUGAAAGCAUCAUCCAUCACUUUUCGUGGUGUGAUAUUGGAGGAUGAAACCUGUUAUAAGUGCAUCUUCAACGCAUUUCCACAUGGCUCCUUCAGCAGAGAAACUUGCCUCAUUGUACAUUCGAUUUCUCCAGUAAGAACUGAACUCCAUUCAAACACUAGCACCCCAGGGGUCCUGACUGCAGUCUGCUCAGCUACAGCAAAACCUGCCCCAGAAAUCACAUGGAAGCCUGAGGGCAUCCUGAUUGGCCAGCCUGAGAUACAUGGAGUUAAGAAUGCAAAUGGCACAGUAACCGUGACAAGCACAUGCAUCGUCUCUGUGAGGCUCCUGAGAUCGAAGAACUUCCAGGCUUUGACUUGUGUAAUAAAUCACCCUAUGGGAAGGAAAGAGGAGAUAAUUGACCCACUAGAAGACUAUGAAGUGGCAAACCCCUGGAAGUUUUCAGCGCAAGAGAACCUCAUUUUCAAAAUCAAAGGAGAGUCAAAGAAAAACACUGGUACCCAGAGCAAUGUUUCCAGAAGAAAAAGAAGAGAAUGAGGAAGGCAAUCUGAAUCAUUCAUUUGUGGAAGGGAUUGAAGAGAUUGAUGACUCAGUUUUUAAAAAUUAGAGAGAAGGUAAACUUUCACUACUGCAAAUGAAAAAAGCAGAGAAACCAACAUCACUAACUCAGCAUUCAAACCAGCCCCAAAGAAGAAUUUUUUCAAAGCAUUUUGCAGUAGCUUGGAGAGAGGAGCGAUUUAUAACAUGACUUUGACACAAAAAGAGCUUAAAAAGGUGGGAGGGGAAAGAGAUGGUGGCUUAAUUUCCCCCUCCCCUCCAUUUAUGGUAUGUAAAAGGUAUGUGUCUCUUUCAGAGAGUCCAUUUGACAUGAGACUUGGAGACAGAAAAUGUGCAGGUGAACAAAACAAGGUCACAUGCCUUUACUUCUCACCAACCCCCCCCCCCCUUCCCCACCCAAGGAAUAGCUGCAGCUAGAGCUGUGUGAAUAAUGGAUUUCUCGGUUUGCUAGCAAUUCCAAAAAAUUGAAAAAACAAUUAUUUGAGUUGAACUGACAAUUUUUCAGCAAAUCUAAGUUAUGUUUCAUUUUUGGUUCUAACGAAAUAUUUUGGCUGAGCACUUCAACAUUUAAUUUUUUAAAUCACAUUUAAAGUAAAUUUUGAAACAAGAAGUUUUUUCAA
Gopherus flavomarginatus (Mexican gopher tortoise) is the source of this 1511-nucleotide messenger RNA. RefSeq names its product OX-2 membrane glycoprotein-like. NCBI's taxonomy places the organism in Eukaryota, Metazoa, Chordata, Testudines, Testudinidae. The coding region runs from base 34 to 870 and encodes 278 amino acids. The transcript is spliced from 4 exons. Gene Ontology annotation, molecular function: cell-cell adhesion mediator activity. The record is from RefSeq and is a predicted model, not a curated record.